Messenger RNA from Miscanthus lutarioriparius, 1230 nucleotides. The record is from the annotation of a GenBank genome assembly. NCBI's taxonomy places the organism in Eukaryota, Viridiplantae, Streptophyta, Magnoliopsida, Poales, Poaceae.
AUGGGGCGGCUUCGCGCGUGCUGCCGUCUCCGCCGCUUCCUCGGGCCGCCGCCGCCGCCACAAGCGCCGCCACCGGGCCAACUUCUGGCUCGCGGGUCCAACGCUGGCGCGGCUCACUUACCGCCUUUCUCGAGGCUUUUCUCAUCAGCUUCGGCGGCCGCGGCCAUCGCGCCCCACGACGCACGCGACUCGGGCCUCGGCGGCUCGGCGUACUGGGCUUGGAUUCGCGCGGCGACCGAGUCGGCCCCGGCGCCCUCGCCGCCACAGGAGGAGGAGGACGAGGGCCCGGCACGCUACAUCCCCGUCAAGGCCUACUUCCUCUCCACCAGCAUUGAUCUGAAGAGCAUGCAAGCGGAGCACGGAAAUGAUAUCGUACCUCCGUCGACCCGUUCGCUUAAUUACAUUGCACUUCGGUACUCCGAGUUCCCACCUGAGAUUAUGAACAUUGGAGUGAAGGACAAUAGAUUUUGCUAUCGCUAUGUGGUUGUUUUUCAGUAUGGUUCUGCUGUGCUUUUCAACAUUGCGGAUCAUGAAGCCGAGUACUAUCUUGAUAUAAUUAGGAAGCAUGCUUCAGGAUGGCUUGCAGAGAUGAGAAAAGAUGAAAUAAGUUGCCACUGUUUUUUGUCCACUGUGACUGAGCUUUGGCAUAUGCCCCUUGGAAUUGCGCUGUUUGACUCAUCAUUAUGCAGUGGUCGAAAACCAUCCUUGACAACAUGGAUGAAAGGAGGUCUUGACUAUAUAGUUCUUAAAAGUUUAGACACAGACGGGAUUCGCAUAAUUUCAAGUGUUCUUGGUCAAAGUAUCGCCCUUGAUCAUUAUAUUCGGCAGGUCGAUGAUAUGGUUGAGGAAUUCACUGAAAUUAAUCGUGUCAUGGAAAAAACUGGCAACUUCACCAUGCAAAGAAAAAAACUCUUUCAACUUGUGGGCAAGGCUAAUUCUAAUCUUGCAGAUGUUAUCAUCAGACUUGGUCUUUUUGACAGGUCGGAAAUUGCUUGGAAAAAUGCAAAUUAUGCACAAAUUCUAGAGUAUCUUCGGGAGGAAUAUGAACUCAAUCAGCGUUUUGGAAGCCUUGACUUCAAACUGAAAUUUGUGGAGCACAACAUUCAUUUUCUUCAAGAGGUCCUCCAAAAUAGACGGUCGGAUCUGCUGGAGUGGGGUGUCAUAAUACUGCUGAUUAUUGAGAUUGCCAUCUCAUUAUAUGAAAUUGUCAAGGACUCCAUGAUCUCUUAG